Messenger RNA from Lobosporangium transversale, 1862 nucleotides. RefSeq lists its product as hypothetical. The coding region runs from base 166 to 1785 and encodes 539 amino acids. Lineage: Eukaryota; Fungi; Mortierellomycota; Mortierellomycetes; Mortierellales; Mortierellaceae. The record is from RefSeq and is a predicted model, not a curated record. The transcript is spliced from 3 exons.
UGCACCGCAACAAAAGAAUCAUCUUGCGGCCUUUUUUGAUUCAUCGCCCUUUUACUCUUUCAUCCUCAUUCUCAUUUUCAUUUUCAUUUUCAUUUUCAUUUUCAUUUUCAUUUUCUCAUUCGAAAUCAAGGAUCAGCUACUGCUUUCUUUCUCUCUCUGAUACUCAUGACACAGCACAACCUUCUUCGUCCUACCAAUGUUUUGCCCUUUUCAGAAAUGCCCGUAAUCCCUCCUCGAUUGCAGCUACAGGAGCAACAGCGGACGCUAGAGAAACAUCGACGACAACAGCUGCGUCAUAAGCAAUCCCAACCCAUCCUGCGCACACAGCGUUCGUUUCAACACGACCACCAACAAGCACGCCAUAGCAGAAGUUAUAGCAAUGGUAGUAAUACUCUAACAAAACCAAGAUUAUUCGAAUGCACAGCAACUUCUCCCACCUCACCCACUGCUCACUCAGGACAUUCCAACUACAAUGUCAGCAAUAAUAGCAUUGACAAUAUUAGCAAAAAUCAUAGUAAAAACGACUAUGGUCACAAUCAUAACCAUGAUCAUACCUGUGUCGAUAACAAUGGCAGUAGCAAUAGCAAUAGAAAUCUCGGCAUGGCUAAAGGUAGGAUGCGUUCAGGAUCCAACCCUGCCCCUAGCAGUAACAGCAGACAUUAUAGGAAUAAUUCAAAUGCGAACAAUCUUCAAGAAGACUGGGCUUCGAGUUUAUCCACUCGAUCCAACACCACAGGAUCAUCCUUUCAGGAUCGAUUAAGAGAACGUGAUCGAGAGAGGCAACAGAAGGAGAGAGAAGAACGUGAGAUGGCUGUAAAAGCGCUCCGUGAGGAUACCAAUCAAAGUGCGUUCAACACAACAUCAGAUCUUUUCGCUGCAACUACACCAGCUGUACAAAGCACAGGAACAACGCUCUUGAAUAAACUACGAGCAACUAAAGACGUUAUCAAUGACGCUAUCGCAGGUGAGGAGCGCUGGCCAGAUUCUGAUGACUCGGAAUAUGGAGGCGAAUCUCAUGUUCGUCGUGUGCUCCGAGAAUAUGCAGAUAAGAAAGAAACUACACAAGCGGCUGCCAAGAUUGCAGAACUUGAGGCGAUCCCAAUUAUACCCACAAAGUCCGGAUCAAGGUCUCAAAACACUAGGCGUAUGGUUCGAAAGGAGAACAUCAUCAAUAACGUUCGCGCUAUCAACACAACGAACAUAAUCAAUUACUCUAUCUCGCCACAGGCCUCGCCCUCAGCAACAUCUGGUCUCCCCACACCGCCCUCCCCUCUAGAUAUGAAUUCUUAUUCACAACACCAGAGAGCAAGAGGCGGUAAUAAUGUGUCAUCACGACCAGAAGAUAGCACAAAAGGACGCGAAAAUAGCGACAGGAGUUUGAUCAAUGAUCACCAAAAUAACCCCAUCAAUAGCAACACCACGCUGCAUCCGCCAGUGCGGAUAAACAGAUUCCGUACUAGUAGUGAUGCUAGUCUGAGUGAAGCCCUAGGUCGACUGGAAGGUAAACGGAAUCAGGAUGCAUUGAUAGCACAAGUCAGUCAUUUGGGAAGCACAAGAGCUAGAUCUCCUCAUCGUAGUAACCGCACAUUCAAAGAAAACAUCGACACCUCGCCUCCUCCGCCAUUACCUACACCCAAGAAUAACUUCCGUCAACAUCAGCAGACGACACCACGGUCGUUAUCCCCGCCAUCUUCUGCUACAACACCGUCGCCGCUGACGUCGUCCUCUUCUCAACGACUGAAUAACCUUGGUGCAUAUGGCCAAUGGAAACAACAGCAGGAAUAGCAAUAGCUUUGUGUGAUCAUUAAAAAUGUGCGGUGUCAUGUGUGUAUGUAUCCAACCAAAUGUGAAUUGUUUCAUCU